AUGCAAACGAAGGAAGAGCACGGCCAACCUGUCUUUGAAAACUCAUAUUUACAAUGGAGUCAAUGGCAGUUGUUGGAUUCGAUUCUACCUACAGGUGGAUUUGCUCAUUCUUUUGGUCUUGAAGCCGCAGUUCAGUCACGCAUAGUGUCUGAUUCCAAUGACCUCAAGACAUUUCUUAUUCAUGUAUUAGAGAACACAGGAAGCUUAUUCCUUCCUUUCGUGUAUUCAGCUUGCACGUCACCGAAUAUGGAAAACUGGCAUAACCUCGACAGAAUAUUAGAUGCUACCCUUACCAACGAAGUGGGUCGAAAGGCGUCAAUCUCGCAAGGAUCUGCGUUAAUGAGGGUAGCUUCAGCUGUGUUUUCUGAGAUGCCCUCUCUCAAAACAAUGAGAGACACUUCAUUAAAGUUAGGGACUGUAACUUUUCAUCACGCUCCUAUAUUCGGACUAACAUGUGGAGCAUUGGGAUUCGAUAGUACGAGUUCUCAGAGAGCUUAUAUGUUCAUCACAAUGAGGGAUGUGAUAUCUGCUGCUACAAGACUGAACUUGAUAGGACCCCUUGGAGCAGCAUUGUUGCAGCAUCAAGUUGCUCCUAUUGCUGAAGUUAUAUUAGAAAAAUGGAUGAAUCGUGAAGUUGAGGAUGCUUGUCAAACUAUGCCUCUUCUAGAUACUGUGCAAGGUUGCCAUGGAUACUUGUUUUCUAGACUGUUUUCAUCUUAG
Molecule: messenger RNA, 720 nt
Organism: Lathyrus sativus (Indian pea)
Lineage: Eukaryota; Viridiplantae; Streptophyta; Magnoliopsida; Fabales; Fabaceae
Source: the annotation of a GenBank genome assembly